Molecule: messenger RNA, 1176 nt
Organism: Didymodactylos carnosus
Lineage: Eukaryota; Metazoa; Rotifera; Eurotatoria; Philodinida; Philodinidae
Source: the annotation of a GenBank genome assembly
AUGUCAUAUGAACGUGUUUCAGCAAUAUCUCUGUUAUUAAUCUCAAUAUUUGGUUGUUGCGGAAAUGCAUUAACAAUAAUUGUUGUUAAUCAACAUUUUUUCCGACGUACGACUUCAGCCGCAUUCAUUACCGCACUUUCAUUUGCUGAUUUUACUGUUUUACUUCUACAAAGUUAUCAAAUCUUAGCAAAAUUUCGUUUGAAAACAGCUACUAGUUUUGAUUGCCUAAUUAUCUAUUUCACAGACGUAUUUCGUCUGCUGUCUGUUUGGAUGAUUGGUAUAAUGAAUAUUGAACGAUUAACUCUUAUUUUUAAUAUACCUCAUCUACCACGAUUACGCAGUGUUAUUAAAGCUCGUAUUUUUGUUUGUUUUUUAUUUUGUUUGUCGCUUCUAGUUUUUAUCCACUACGCAUUUUUUAUGGAAACACAUUAUAAGUACAAGUCUGAACCGCAAAUAUUAGACGUAUCCUCAACAGUAACCUUACUUAAUAAUACGAAUGUCACAAACCAAUCUGUUGCUACUUACAAUGAUUCUAAAACGACGUCGUUGAUGAGUAAAAAGUUACGUACUGGAUCGGUUUGUUAUUUUAAAUCAGAAUUUAAAUCGUUAAUUUGGGGAUAUAUCAAAAAUUCUAUUACUUAUUGGACAGUAACACCAAUUGUGAUUAUUUGUAAUUGUAUAAUCGUUUAUCGAUUACAAGAAGCAUCUCGUAUAGAAAAAUCCAUUAAACCACGUGAAUUUCAAUUCGCUACAACACUUUCGACAAAACAAAAGAUAAUGACUGCAAUGCUCAUGUCCAGUUCAGCGUUAUUUCUCAUAACAAGUACACCAGCAACCGUUCAUUUAAUCUACAUGUUAGCAACCAAGAAUCGUUCGAACACUCAAUAUAUUAUUCACAUCACUACAAAUAUUCUACUACAUUUACAUCAUGCGUCUAAUUUUCUCGUCUAUUUAUCCACUUGCCAACGUUUUCGAACAGAAAUAAUAAAAUUAUGUAAUACUUAUUCUAGAUGUCAUACUAAAAGAAAUGGCCGACAUAAAUCAACGUAUUCAGCAAAACCUGAAACUGUUGUGCGUCUAUUAUCCCCUGUUAAAACACGUAGAAACAAUUACAAUCGUGGUCUUGUGACAAAAAAACGUAUCGUAGUUUAUAAUGUACCUUCACAUCUACGUUAA